Messenger RNA from Cladophialophora psammophila CBS 110553, 2658 nucleotides. RefSeq names its product glucan 1,3-beta-glucosidase. The record is from RefSeq and is a predicted model, not a curated record. The transcript has a single exon. The coding region runs from base 1 to 2658 and encodes 885 amino acids. Gene Ontology annotation, molecular function: polygalacturonase activity. NCBI's taxonomy places the organism in Eukaryota, Fungi, Ascomycota, Eurotiomycetes, Chaetothyriales, Herpotrichiellaceae.
AUGUUGUUCCCUUUCCUUCUCCUCCUCUUACCCUGGCUCGCCAGCGCCGUGCCCAGACCCAUGAUCCCGGUCGAACCCCGACAGGCAUCCUCCUCGUAUUGGCUCUCUCAAAUUCAGCGACAAGGGACUGUGGCCUACAGCUCGAACUCUGGCUACAAGAUCUUCCGCAAUGUCAAAGACUAUGGUGCUGUCGGUGACGGUGUGACUGAUGAUACUGCUGCCAUCAACAAUGCCAUCACCGAUGGAUCUCGAUGCGGACAAGGCUGCGACAGCUCUACGACCGUUCCUGCAAUUGUCUAUUUCCCUCCGGGCAAAUAUGCUGUCUCAUCCCCUGUCAUUCAGCUUUACUACACCCAAUUCGUCGGCGAUGCCGUCAACGUUCCUACUAUUCUUGCCUUGCCCAGCUUCCAAGGCUUGGCUGUACUCGAUACAGAUCCAUACAUUCCCGGCGGCAAUGGUGCUCAGUGGUAUACAAAUCAAAAUAAUUUCUAUCGACAAAUCCGCAACUUCGUCGUCGACAUCUCCCAGAUGCCAGAAGACCAAGGUGCUGGUAUCCACUGGCAGGUUGCGCAGGCCACCAGUCUCCAGAACAUUGUUUUCAAUAUGCGCCCCAAGAGUCCUACGAACAAACAGCAGGGGAUUUUCAUGGAUAAUGGCUCUGGAGGCUUCAUGUCAGACCUUAUAUUCAACGGCGGUAAUUACGGUGCCUUCUUGGGCAACCAACAAUUUACCACUCGCAACAUGACAUUCAACGGCUGCAACACUGCCAUUUUCAUGAACUGGAACUGGCUGUGGACGCUGAAGUCGGUGAAAAUCAACGAAUGUGACAUCGGCAUCGACAUGUCCAACCUGAACAACGGAGUCAACCAGACCGUGGGCUCGGUUAUCCUUCUUGACAGCGCCAUGACUAAUACUCCGAUUGGCAUCAAAACCUCGUACAACCAGACAAGCCAGCCUGCUACUGGAGGGACUUUAGCCUUGCAGAACGUCGACUUUACAGGCGUCCGGACCGCCGUUGUCGGUGCAGAUGGUACUACUCCGAUCCUGGCAGGCGGCAUGAUCGUGGGCUCCUGGGGCCAAGGCGACACCUAUCGUCCUGCUGGAGGAUCAACAAGUGGAUCUCAGAAGGUCAAGAGAGAACCACAAGGUGGCGCUUUUCCCCCGCAACUGCCUUCGAUCUCAUAUUACUCGACGACCACAACCACGCUCACCAUAUCAGCCAUACCACCCCCAACACCUCCUAGUGGUGUAUGGUUUACAACCACAACCGUGUAUGUCACUGCGUCUCCGACAUCUAUUGGCGGGGCUUCAGCUUCACCAAUUCCUCCGUCCAAUGGUAGCACGUCCUCGACUGUAUCGACUAAUGCUACUGCGUCCCGGGUUACGAUACCUUCAUCAGCACCCCCUGGUGUAUGCUCCCCAACGCCAGUAGCUCUGCAAUCAGCACGCGUUCAACAACCGUUAACUGCUCCAAGUAUGGCCGCAUCUCUUAUGGAUGGUAAUAACGUCUUUGAGCGCUCCAAGCCACAGUACGAGGACGUCCCGGUUUCGUCCUUCGUCAGCGUCAAGUCAGCGGGCGCCAAAGGCGACGGCGUUACUGAUGAUACUGCGGCAAUCCAAAACAUCUUCAACAAAGCCACCCCAGACCAAGUUGUUUACUUCGACCACGGGGCCUAUGUCAUCACUGAUACUGUCAUGGUCCCUUCAAACAUCCGGAUCACCGGAGAGAUCUGGCCUCUCAUCAUGGCACAAGGCACGGCAUUCUCAGAUAUUAACAAUCCCAAGCCUGUUUUCCAAGUCGGAACUCAGGGGAGCGUCGGUGCUGUGGAGAUGUCAGAUCUUGUGUUCGAGACCCUCGGCCCUGCCCCUGGUGCUAUCAUGGUGCAAUGGAAUGUUGCGGAGUCUUCCCAAGGUUCUUGUGGCAUGUGGGAUGUCCACUUCCGGAUUGGAGGAACUGCAGGAACGCAGCUCCAGCAAGAUACAUGCCAAGCUAACAUCACUGGCUCCUUCGAAUUCAAGCCCCAAUGUGCGGGUUCCUUCUUGUUGAUGCAUGUCACUCAAGAAGCAUCUGCCUAUUUGGAAAACUGCUGGUUUUGGGUUGCUGACCAUGAGCUGGACAUCACUACACACAAUCAGACCGACAUUUACAACGGCCGUGGACUGCUUGUUGAGAGUCAAGGUCCUGUCUGGCUGUACGGAACAUCGUCAGAGCACAAUCAGCUCUACAACUAUCAGUUCUCCAAUGCUCGGGAUAUCUUCAUGGGCGCAAUCCAGACAGAGACUCCGUAUAUGCAGGCUACUCCCAACGCCUUGGAGGGAGGGUUUCCACCCAACUCGGCUUUCUCGGAUCCCACAUUUGCCGAAUGUACCACUGACUCGUGCAAGAAAUCUUGGGGUUUGCGAAUCGUUGACUCAAGUGAUAUUCACAUGUACGGUGCUGGCCUUUACAGCUUCUUUGACAAUUACCUCCAAACAUGCUUGGACACGGAGUCAUGUCAAGAGAACAUGGUUGACAUUCAAUGUUCAUCCAAUGUCAGCUUGUAUGGCCUUACAACGAAGGCUUCCGUGAACAUGGUGAACCUUGACGGUACGCCUGAGGCUGUUGGACUAGACCAUGAGAACUUGUUCGGCCAGACGUUACUUCUGUUCGAGACUUGA